This is a messenger RNA of Morchella importuna, 1869 nucleotides long. RefSeq lists its product as uncharacterized. The transcript is spliced from 5 exons. Gene Ontology annotation, biological process: protein targeting to vacuole; vesicle-mediated transport. Lineage: Eukaryota; Fungi; Ascomycota; Pezizomycetes; Pezizales; Morchellaceae. Gene Ontology annotation, cellular component: Mon1-Ccz1 complex; fungal-type vacuole membrane. Bases 1 to 1869 code for a protein of 622 amino acids. The record is from RefSeq and is a predicted model, not a curated record.
AUGGAUUCGCCAGCACCUUCACACGAGCCAGACUCGGCACAAAACCCGAAAUUAAUAGAAGAAUCAAAUGUCGAACCUCCUCUAUCCUCUUCAAGCUCCGACGAUCAGGAUGAUAUCGCAACCCCUCGUGCGUCAACUUACCAGCCUGUUACGGCUUUGGAUGCAGAUGCACUCAAUCGUAUAGCUCUGGAAGAAGAUUACUUUCCACCGCCACUACCUCCACGUCCAAUACUGGACUCUGCAACCUCUAAUAUUCUCUCAUUACAGAAUAUACAUUCUGCUACUUCAAGCGGUUCCUCUACUCCCGGCCUCCAGGCCAAAGCUACAACUGCUAUCUCCCUCCCCGAGGGUGUUCAUGCUCAUCAAACCGAUGGAGCUGGCUCCGGUACUGGUAGUGGAAUUGUUACAGGUGCUCCGUCAUUUAGUGACACAAAUAGUAUUGUUAGCCUUGUGCCGACAUUAAAUACAGGGGACAAUGACGUUGAGAGCAUGUUGGGUGAGAUACUCAGUGAGAGUGAAGGAAGGUUCUUAGGAAUGAGAAGUAAAGGUCUGGGAGGAAUUGGGUUUUCAGAUGGAAAUAUUGAGGAUGAAGGGUGGGAUGAGAGUAGUGACGAGGAGGGGUUGGAAGAAGAAGCAUUAAUUGCGAGGUGGAGAGCGCGUAAGAAACACUUUUUCAUCCUCUCCUCAGCCGGGAAACCGAUUUACAGCAGAUAUGGAGAUGAAACCGUCGUUUCCGGAUAUAUGGGCGUCAUACAGGCUAUCAUAUCUUUCUUCCAAGAUGGAGACGACACUCUGAAAUGUUUUAGUGCUGGGAAACAUAGAUUUGCGGUAGUUGCUGAAGGACCGCUAUACCUGGUUGCAAUCUCUUCAAUGGGGGAGUCAGAUUCACAGCUGCGAGCCCAACUCGACGCUCUGUAUACCCAAGUCCUUUCUACCCUCACUCUCAGUCAGCUGUCGAAAAUAUUUGCCACCCGUGAAAACUUUGACCUUAGACGCCUCCUUGGGGGUACUGAGGUUUUCCUUGACGGCCUCUCUGAUGCUAUGACAAGGGGAUCUCCUCAAAUCCUUCUCUCUGCCCUGGAAUGCGUUAAGAUGCGCAAACAUCAUCGCGAGAAAAUCAAUAAUAUCCUCCUCAAGUCUCGAUCAUCUUCACUACUUUAUGGGUUGGUGAUUGCGGACGAGCGCCUUGUAAGUGUGAUAAGACCAAAGCGGCAUAGCCUUCACCCCCCGGAUCUUCAACUACUUUUCUCGAUGCUUUUCAACGCGAGCACUUUUAGAGAUGGAGGGGAACACUGGACUCCUAUUUGUCUGCCGAAGUUUAACAGUAAAGGAUUUUUGCAUGCGUAUAUUUGCUUCUUUAGGAAAGAACUUGCCCUGGUAUUGAUAUCCGCAGAUAAGGAUGCAUUCUUCGAAAUGAGGGAGGUCAAGGAGGUUGUGGUUGAGCAACUGGAGAAAACUGGGUGCGUAGAAAUUGUGGAAGAGGCUGUCUCACGCGGGCGUUAUACAACAACCGACGUGCUUCCCGGUACCGUUAUAAGACACUUCUUGUACAAAUCUCGUGCCAACGUCCAGUUCACUAUGCCUUCAUUCGAGCCACAUUUCUAUACCGUUAUCACCCGAAGAAGGUUGAUGAACCUGUACCAACGACUUCACUCUGCCGUCCAUGCAAAGAACGCUCAUUUGAAGGUCCAUCACUGCAUCCGCAGCUCUUCUGUGUCUUUAUCUUGGAUUACGCCUACCUUUGAACUUUAUUGCGUGGCCGGUGCCGGAGCAAAUAGAAAUGCGCUUGCCAAAGGAGCGACGUCAAUUGUUAACUGGGUUAAAAGGGAGGAGGAGAGAUUAUUUGUCAUUGGGGGGGCGAUGUUUUAA